Messenger RNA from Lutzomyia longipalpis, 1166 nucleotides. RefSeq names its product brachyurin-like. The transcript is spliced from 2 exons. The record is from RefSeq and is a predicted model, not a curated record. The coding region runs from base 1 to 1026 and encodes 341 amino acids. Gene Ontology annotation, biological process: proteolysis. Gene Ontology annotation, molecular function: serine-type endopeptidase activity. Lineage: Eukaryota; Metazoa; Arthropoda; Insecta; Diptera; Psychodidae.
AUGACUAUCUAUUUUGCAAAUUUAUUACUUCCCGCAAAAUUACCGACUGAUUGGUAUAAAAAUGCCGAAGUUUGGCACAUUUUGAGUAGUUUAGCUUACAAAGUUCCCAUCAAUAUGAAGUCUUUCGUUGGAAUUUUCACUGCUUUUGCCAUUUAUUUGAUUCUUGCAGCAUCAGCGACAAGUGAAGAAAAUCCGUUGGAUGGAGAAUUCUCCAAUGAAUCGAAUUUAAAUGUAACUUCAAGAAUUCUCAACGGACAAGUGGCUUCAGCAACGCGUUUUCCCUAUUUUUGCGAUAUAACAGGCUACACAUUGCUGGAUAUCCUAAAUCCUGCAAGGAAUAGAGUCUAUAGUCGCUGUGGUGGAGCCAUCAUUACAAAGAAUUGGGUUAUAACUGCAGCACAUUGUCUCGUUGAGAGGCGAACAUUGGGCGUCCUUGUAAUUUUGAAUUCCUUCAGAAUUAUCGCAGGAUCUGUGGUAAAUGGCGUUGCAGGGUCCAACGGUCAGACAAGAUACGUCCUACAAAAUAAUGCCCAUCCUCAUGCAUUCUACAAUCCUUCAACACUAAUUAAUGAUAUUGGCCUCAUUGAGGUUCCAUUGGAUUUCAAUCUAAAUGGAAUUUUUGUGGCUGCCAUCCCCUUACCUGCAUACUCGGUUAACCUUGGAGCAGGUGCAAGCCAACAGCUGACAGUGAUGGGAUUUGGACGCACAGAAACCGGAGCCACAUCAGCAGUUCUACUCUCGGCAACUCUUAUUAUCACUGCUCAGAGUCAGUGCCAAGCUACGUACCCAUUAACAGCAACGACGAUCUUCUGUGCUCAAGAUACAACAGCACCCAUCAGUGCUACCUGCGAUGGUGAUUCCGGUGGUCCAGGAACAAUCAUGGUAAACAACCGGGAGACUCUCUAUGGAAUUAAUAUUCUGGCAAGUCCUGGUGGAGCGGCAUGUGGGACAACCCCACAGGGCUUCACCAGUGUUCCAAUGUUUAUUGGAUGGAUUGAAGCUAUACAGGAGGCAAAUGGUUACUAAAAUAAUUUGAUCCUUUCCGCCAUUUUGGUAUCCCCUUCAUUUUAAUUCCAAUUUACUUUUUUUUUUCAUUGAAUUAUUCGUCUUUCGUCAUUGAAUUAUGUCGAAAUCUUCAGUUUGUUUUAUUCUUAAAAUAAAUUUAU